GAGAGAAGGGAGGAGAGAAACUUGGAGCCGGGAGAUAAAGCCGGUAAAGGUUGAUAAGGUUGCGCCAGUGACAGCUCAAGUGGAGUUUGAGGUAUCCGAACCGGCGACCGUGCAGCUCGGCCACUGACUGACUUCGAACCAAGAUGAUGUCAUCGCCACGACACCUGAGCAGCAGCUGGCUGAGGCAGCUCCUGCCUGUACUUUUGAAGCUCUGCCUCGCGUUUGCUGGUCCACUGCGGCCCCUCAAUGGGAGCGAAUGCACGGCCAAAGGCCCCGCUUCUUACAUUGUGGUGUUUACGGGCCACUGGAGCCCGCAGGCCUUCCCCAAGCAGUAUCCCCUGUUCCGGCCCCCUGCCCAGUGGUCCAAGCUCAUAGCGGUGAGCCAUAAUCGCCAUUUUCGGCUGUGGGAGGAGGGUUCUACGGCCAGUGAAGGGGUGCAGAACUUUGCUGAACUCGGAGUGACGGUGGAGCUGAUGAAGGCGGCCAAGGAUGCUAGGAGGAGACGCUCAGUCGGCGCCAUGUACCGGACGGCCGGCAUCCCUAACGGAAUUGGGCACAGCUCCACGGAGCUGCUUGUGCAGCCCAGGAGCUCACUGCUGUCUGUGUUGGUGAAGAUGAUCCCCAGCCCGGAUUGGUUCGUCGGUGUAGACAGCCUUAACCUUUGCGAGGGUAAUCAAUGGAAACAGGACGUGACCAUUGACCUCCAACCUUUCGAUGCUGGGACAGACAGCGGCUUCACCUUCUCCUCCCCCAACUUCCCCACGAGCCCUCAGGAAAAUAUUACAAAGAUCACCUCUCAAAUGCCAAACCACCCGGCCAACUCCUUCUACUAUCCACGCUUAAAGGAACUUCCACCCAUUGCCAGCAUAAUGCUCACUCGGCAGAGCAGAUCCCUCCACCGCCAAGUCCCCAUGUCCAAUCAUAUCCUUCCAAACUCCUUCAGUCCUCAGAGAUUCUCAGUGACACCCCUGGACUGUGAAGUGUCUCUCUGGUCAUCCUGGGGCUUGUGUCUGGGGCCCUGCUCCAAGGGCGGCGUCCGCCAUCGCACACGCUACAUCCUCCUACCACCGGCCAACACCGGCGUCCCCUGUCCUGAGAUGGAGGAACAGGCUGAAUGCGUGCCACACAGCUGCAUGAAGCGCCAGUAACCCACAGAGCGUGGGUGCUGCCAGUAUUCGACACUGGGACUCAUGAUAUUACUGCUGGACUGAGAAACUGUACUGCGUUAUUUCUCUGUAAUGCAGUGGAUUUCUUUACCUUGUCAAGACUGUAUUCACUGUUUAGUCUACUAGUUUUAGUGUGUAUUGUCUCCUUCAGUAUUCACUGUUUAGUCUACUAGUUUUAGUGUGUAUUGUCUCCUUCAGUAUUCACUGUUUAGUCUACUAGUUUUAGUGUGUAUUGUCUCCUUCAGUAAGUGUAGCAGAGUCUUGGACCAAUGCAACAAACCUUUUUUUGCAUGCCCGCAGUAGGACGAGCAUAUCACACCACCACACACCGUAAUCCAGACCUGGGCAAAUUAAUCUUUUCAAUCUGGCCCUACAUUCCCAAAUAUUAUUUUUUAAUCUUUAAGAUGGAAAGUGUAUCUGCCAUUGUGAUGUGCAGUGAUGUUUUCAAAUGAGCGUAAGUCUUGAACUAUACAAAGUAUUUCAAUGGUUGGAAUCUGCCCUUUUGCAUGAUAUACUAGUUACUAUGGUAAUGUAAUUAGUUACUAUGGUAAUCUAAGUGACAGCAGCUCAGACGAGGCACCGAGCAGUGUGGGUGGGGAGCGUUUCCACAGAGUGUUUCCAGAGCCUGAAAUGUGGGCGUCAGGGCCAGACGCGGAAGGAGAUUUUUACAACAAAGUUCUAAAGCUUAGUGAUGAAUCAGAUGUAUCAGAUUGUAGGUGGUUUAUUUUUCUACCCUUCACGUUCAUAUUUCGCUGUGUUUGUUGCAUUUUUGUUGCGCUUCGCUUGAUUGUAAAAUAUGUCGAUCGAGAGGGGAUGUGACGAUAUUUUGUCAAUAUUCAGUGUUUUAUCGUUCAUAGUUAAAGGCCUACUGAAAUGAAUUUUUUUUAUUCAAACGGGGAUAGCGGAUCCAUUCUAUGUGUCAUACUUGAUCAUUUUGCGAUAUUGCCAUAUUUUUGCUGAAAGGAUUUAGUAGAGAACAGGGGUCGGCAACCCGCGGCUCUUUAGCGCCGCCCUAGUGGCUCUCUGGAGCUUUUUCAUAAAUGUAUAAAACAUUGAAAAAGAUGAGGGGAAAAAAAUACAUUUUUUGUUUUAAUAUGGUUUCUGUAUGAGGACAAACAUGACACAAACCUCCCUAAUUGUUAUAAAGCACACUGUUUAUAUUAAACAUGCUUCACUGAUUCGAGUAUUUGGCGAGCGCCGUUUUGUCCUACUAAUUUUGGCGGUCCUUGAACUCACCGUAGUUUGUUUACAUGUAUAACUUUCUCCGACUUUGUAGGACGUGUUUUAUGCCACUUUUUUUCCCGUCUCAUUUUGUCCACCAAACUUUUACGUUGUGCAUGAAUGCACAAAGGUGAGUUUUGUUGAUGUUAUUGACUUGUGUGGAGUGCUAAUCAGACAUAUUUGGUCACUGCAUGACUGCAAGCUAAUCGAUGCUAACAUGCUAUUUAGGCUAUCUAUAUGUACAUAUUGCAUCAUUAUGCCUCAUUUGUAGCUAUAUUUGAGCUCAUUUAGUUUCCUUUAAGUCCUCUUAAUUCAAUUUAUAUCUCAUGACACACUAUCUGUAUGUUAUAUGGCUUUUAACUUUUUGCGGCUCCAGACAGAUUUGUUUUUGUAUUUUUGGUCCAAUAUGGCUCUUUCAACAUUUUGGGUUGCCGACCCCUGGUAUAGAACAACGUCGAUAAAGUUCGCAACUUUUGGUCUCUGAUAAAAAAAGAACCUUGCCCCUACCGGAAGUAGCGUGACGUUGUCAGUUGUUCACUCCCUCAUAUUUUCCUAUUGUUUUCAACGCAGCUAGAGCUAUUCGGACAGAGAAAGCGACGAUUACCCCAUUAAUUUGAGCGAGGACGAAAGAUUCGUGGAUGAGGAACGUUAGAGUGACGGACUAGAAUGCAGUGAAAUACAUAUUUUUUUUCGCUCUGACCGUAACUUAGGUACAAGCUGGCUCAUUGGAUUCCACACUCUCUCCUUUUUCUAUUGUGGAUCACAGAUUUGUAUUUCAAACCACCUCGGAUACUAUAUCCUCUUGAAAAUGAGACUCGAGAACGUGAAAUGGACAUUCACAGUGCCUUUUAUCUCCACGACAAUUCAUCGACGAAGCUCUUUAGCAUGAGCUAACGUGAUAGCAUCUGUCUCAAAUGCAGAUAGAAACAAAAUAAAUAAACCCCUGACUGGAAGGAUAGACAGAAGAUCAACAAUACUAUUAAACCAUGGACAUGUAACUACACGGUUAAUAGAUCUCAGCCUGGCAAAGCUUAACAAUGCUGUUGCUAACGACGCUAAGGCUAACUUAGCAACUUAGCAACCGGACCUCACAGAGCUAUGAUAAAAACAUUAGCGCUCCACCUACGCCAGCCAGCUCUCAUCUGCUCUGCUCAUCAACACCCGUGCUCACCUGCGUUCCAGCGAUCGACGGCGCGACGAAGGACUUCACCCGAUCAUCCGUGCGGUGGCCGCGGCUAGCAUCGGCUAGGCGUCUGCUAUCCAAGUAAGUAGUCCUUGUUGUGUUGCUACAGCCAGCCGCUAAUACACCGAUCCCACCUACAACGUUCUUCUUUGCAGCCUCCAUUGUUCAUUAAACAAAUUGCAAAAGAUUCACCAACACAGAUGUCCAGAAUACUGUGGAAUUAUCAAAUGAAAACAGAGCUUUUUUGUAUUGUAUUCAAUGGGGAAGGCAUACCUCUGUUCCCCGGGCUACGUCACGCGCAUACGUCAUCCUCCAAAGGCUUUUUUAACCGGAAGUUUGGCGGGAAAUUUAAAAUGUCACUUUAUAAGUUAACCCGGCCGUAUUGGCAUGUGUUGCAAUGUUAAGAUUUCAUCAUUGAUAUAUAAACUAUCAGACUGCGUGGUCGGUAGUAGUGGCUUUCAGUAGGCCUUUAAUAUUGUAAAUCCCACAUUCUUUAUUUACAUGUACAUUCUAGGUGUCUCAUUCAGUAAAACAAAUGUACAAUUCCAUUCUGUUUUUUAAGGCGGUAUGUCAUAACAUUUUUAGCAUUCAAUCAGACAUUAUUGUGAGGUUUUGUAUUAGUGUUCCUAAAAAUAGAUAUACCGGCCCCCAGACACAUUUUUUCCUCUAAAUUUGGACCCCGCGAGUCAAAAUAAUUGCCCAGGCCUGCCCUAAUCCCUUCUUGUAUUUUUCCAGGCAUUGGUGUACAUAACCCAUGACGAAAAGGCUUGAAAUAUUUAGCCAGUUUAAAAAGACUGUUUUAUUUUAUUACUAAGUUGCAGUUUUUUGUUUGUUUGUUGUUUUUUUUUACAGAAAAAAUAUUUGUUUUUGUAUCUAUUUUGUUAUUUUAAUGUGGAUGUUUUUGUAUAUACUAUAUUGUAUUACUCAUGAAUAAAUGUGGAGUGUUUUUCAAGUAAGACACUUUUGUGUGGUUUUCAGCAUGGGGCGGAAAAAACAUUAUUCAAAAGCUAAAUGUUUUGGUUUUGGGACAAACAACAUUCUGGAUCUGCACUAUUGACACUUUAUAUUAGGGCUGUGAAUCUUUGG
Entelurus aequoreus (snake pipefish) is the source of this 4656-nucleotide messenger RNA. RefSeq names its product spondin 2a, extracellular matrix protein (gene spon2a). Bases 144 to 1148 code for a protein of 334 amino acids. NCBI's taxonomy places the organism in Eukaryota, Metazoa, Chordata, Actinopteri, Syngnathiformes, Syngnathidae. The transcript is spliced from 6 exons. The record is from RefSeq and is a predicted model, not a curated record. Gene Ontology annotation, biological process: cell adhesion. Gene Ontology annotation, cellular component: extracellular matrix.